UAUGGAGCCUGUAACAGCAAGGUGCUGGUCUGAGUCAAAAGGCAUCAGCCUGCAGGUUAUAAAGGCAUCUCUGCUGCUUGCAAGAGUGCCCUUCACAUGCCCUCCACCUCAUGUGGCUAAGGAUGGGUUCCUGCCUACCCCAUGGAUAUUACCACUAUUUGCUUGCUUGUUAAUACAACUAACAACAGCAAAUACAGAGGAGAAACUCCUCUCCUGAUGAAAUUCACCCCAGAAAAUCCUGAGUAGUAAAGCAGAGCAACUUGUGGACCAACAAUUUUCCUCUGGGUCUUAAACCAUCACAUAUAUUUUUUUUUUUUCCUUGACUGAAUAUGUGCUGAUCUCAUUCAUCCUGGGAAAAGCACGGGGUGUUCUCAUCCCGGCUAUACCUGGCAAGCUGCACACACUGUGACAGAGAGAGCGAACUUCUGAUCAGGCUCUGCAGUGGCUGCUGCCCAGCUUCUUGUGGCUCUUUCCUGGAGCGAGAGGCCGGCUUCUUCACCUGGCAUUCCUGGGAGAGAUGAAGGAUUAAUCAGCCACUCGAUGGGGAUUAACAGUGGAGCACCUCUUUGUGUCGCCUUUCCACCUCUGUGUAGCACGAAUAACAACUUCAGCACUUCUUCAAUAAUAAUUAUGAAACUGGUAUUAACUGAAUGGCAAUUAUGGAUUUUUAACUCUAACUCACAGUAAACCAGCAAGCCAUAUGUUGAAAUUCUUACCAAAUAGCUUUUCAUUCUUAAUGUCUCGUAUCUAUACAAGAAGUUGCAAGAUACCUGUUUGUACAAGAGGAAUAUAAGCAUUACUUGCCCAAGGAACAGAAGCUGAAAGAGAAGACACCCUAACUUGUUCGUGGAGUUAUGGUAGUAUUAUUUAUAUAGAUAUAACAAAUAUAUAUAUUUUUUAUGGUAAUGAAAAUGGCUCCUCAGAAUGCUGACUCGGAAUCUAUGCAAGUUCAAGAUCUACCUGUGGCACAGCUUCAGAAACCAGAAAACAAGGAGAAUGAAAGUAGGGAGGAGACCAUUAGUGAAGGAUCCAUAGACCGGAUACCGAUACGCCUGUGGGUGAUGCACGGUGCAGUAAUGUUUGGCAGGGAAUUUUGUUAUGCCAUGGAGACAGCUUUGGUAACACCUGUAUUGUUACAAAUUGGUCUUCCUGAACAAUACUACAGUCUCACUUGGUUCCUCAGCCCUAUCCUGGGCUUGAUCUUCACUCCACUCAUAGGUUCAGCCAGUGACCGCUGCACGCUGAGCUGGGGCCGCCGGCGGCCUUUUAUCCUUGCUCUCUGCAUUGGUGUCCUCUUUGGAGUUGCACUUUUCCUUAAUGGCUCUGUGAUAGGUCUGGCUAUUGGUGAUGUCCCGGACAAGCAGCCCAUUGGAAUAGUUCUCACGGUGCUUGGGGUUGUGGUGUUGGACUUCUGUGCCGAUGCAACCGAAGGGCCAAUUCGGGCCUAUUUGUUGGAUGUGGUGGACAGCGAAGAACAAGACAUGGCCCUGAACAUCCAUGCAUUUUCAGCUGGUCUUGGAGGAGCAAUUGGUUAUAUGUUAGGAGGGCUGGACUGGACACAGACCUUCUUGGGUAGCAUUUUUAAAUCUCAAGAGCAAGUCCUUUUUUUCUUUGCAGCCAUUAUUUUCUCUGUCUCCGUUGCUCUCCACCUUUUUAGCAUUGAAGAAGAGCAAUAUAACCCUCAGCAGGACAGAAUCGAUGAUGAAGGAGACACACUUUCCAGUGCCAAAUUCAGUGGCAGUCUCCCCCCUUUGAAUCGGCUGAAUGUAAUUAGUGAGGAAGAGCCGUAUGGAGCUUCCAUGUUCCACGAUGAGGUUCAGUCAGAGCAUGACCUCAAUAUGGAGUUCCUUGAGGUGAACAUUGUGAGAAGCAAGAGUGACUCAGUUCUGCACAUGCCUGAUGCCACAUUGGAAAUUGAAUCGGAGCUGCUUUUCCUGCAUGACAUCGAACCCUCCAUUUUUCAGGAUGCUUCAUAUCCAAACACUCCCCACAACACGAGCCAGGAGAUCAUGAAGUCCAAGCUCAACCACCUGUCUGCUUUCCUCAGGGAGAAUGAGAAGGAGGAGGAAAUGUUGCUUGAUAAUCGUUUAAAUGAAGAUAAAGUCCCAAACAUCAACGGCUCCCUACCAAAAGAGUUCCUCAACGGCCACACCAGAAUAGGCAUGAAGCAAUCCAGCACUUCCAACUCCAUGCGGCGGCGCAGGCACAUGUUCUACCGGCAGCCGUCCUACACCUUCUCGUACUACGGCAAGAUCGGCUCCCACCGGUACCGCUUCCGCCGGGCCAACGCCAUCGUCCUGAUCAAGUCCUCGCGCAGCAUGAACGACAUCUACGACAUGCAGAAACGGCAGCGGCAGCGCUGCCGGCACCGCAACCAGAGCGGCACCACCAACUCCAGCGGGGACACGGAGAGCGAAGAGGGGGAGACCGAAACCACCGUCAGACUCUUGUGGCUGUCGAUGCUAAAGAUGCCCAAGGAGCUGCUGAGACUGUGCGUCUGCCACCUCCUGACUUGGUUUUCCAUCAUUGCUGAAGCUGUGUUCUAUACGGAUUUCAUGGGACAGGUCAUCUUCCAGGGUGAUCCAAAGGCCCCUUCAAACUCAACUGAGCUGCAUGCCUACAAUGCUGGGGUUCAGAUGGGAUGCUGGGGGCUAGUGAUUUAUGCUGCUACUGCUGCUGUUUGUUCAGCCUUAUUGCAGAAAUACUUGGACAACUACGACCUUAGCAUAAAAGUGAUCUACAUCCUGGGCACGCUGGGUUUUUCCCUUGGCACUGCAGUGAUGGCCAUGUUCCCCAAUGUGUACGUCACCAUGAUAAUGAUCAGCACAAUGGGAAUAGUCUCCAUGAGCAUCUCCUACUGCCCCUAUGCGCUUUUGGGACAAUACCAUGAGAUAAAACAGUACAUUCACCACAGCCCUGGGAACUCGAAGCGAGGGUUUGGCAUUGACUGCGCCAUCCUGUCGUGUCAGGUUUACAUCUCCCAGAUCCUGGUGGCCUCCGCGCUUGGCGGCGUGGUGGACAUGGUCGGCACGGUCAGAGUCAUCCCCAUGGUGGCUUCGGUGGGAUCCUUCCUGGGUUUUUUGACAGCGACUUUCUUGGUGAUUUACCCUGAAGUCAAUGAAGAGCCAAAGGAAGAGCCAAAAGGACUCGGUCCCCCAGAGAAAGCCGAGGGCAGCGGCGCAGGCGCGGAGAAGCCGACGGUGCUGAAGCUGACGCGCAAAGGAGCCGCGGCAGCGGAGCCGGAGGGCGAGUCGGCCGUGUGAGGCCGCCGACGCUUGUUCACCCACAUUCCAAGGAGUGCAGGUGCAGGAUCAAGAACUUUUGUUGUGGAUUUUUUUUUCCAGGAAAGCAAAUUAGGACCUUCACUACUUUUAGCUAAAAUUUGCAGAAGAAGAGGCAGUUUCGUGCAAAAAUGUAAAUUAAAUUCUGUAGUCCUUCCUCUAGGUUUGAGCAGGUGGCUCUGAUGCUAAUUGCUUUCUCUACAAUUUAGAAACAUCAUUUCUGAACACUUUUUUAUUAAGAAUACAUUUAGAUUUCAAAUAAGUUUUAUUAAUCUGCAUGAAACUCACAGUGUAUACAAUUAGCAGUUAGAAAAAUUAAGUUUUCAGCUGUUUUUAAACUAACAGAAAAUGGAAGCUAUCUUGACCUAUAGUCUCUUGCCAUUUUUUUGUCUGAACAUUUCAGAUUUCACUAUGCUUAGACAUCAAUUGAUUUUUUUCAUGAGCAUGAUAUUACUGGUCUGACAGCUACGUUAAUUUUAGACUUCAUGUUUUUGUUAGUGCAAUUACUGCAGACUCCUUUUAUUUGCAAUUAUUUUCAAGGAAAAAAAAAAAAGCAAUUACUGCAGUUUCUAAGAAACUGCCAUGAAUUCUUUUAGUCAUACUAUUCACAACCACUCCCAAAUCUGCUGCUUGUCAGGAAAGGGUGUCACUGGGUGCUGGAUGUCAGCUGUAGAUGGAAGGAGCAGCAGCUGGGAGAGGUGGCCAGCACUCAUAGAUUUCUUUAUCACAAGUGCUGCAUUUUUUGAAUGUCGUUGGAAUACGCUGUGACAAUUUUUAGCUGAGAGUUUCACAUGCUGGUGAACUCGGGGGUUUUCUCAGCAUUUAAACCUGAUCAUCUCUGGAUGAAGCUGCCGUGGAGAAAGGGCACCUCUGGGGUCAGCUCUGUGGGAGGGGGCGUGCGGAUUCUCUUCCGUAGGGAAAGGAAAUCAUUGAUUAAUUGCACUUUUUACGAUCCUUUAACCUCCUGGCUGGGAAUGCAGCAGCUGAGGUAAAGGCACGGGGUCAGUACAAGGAGAACCCAAGGCCUACCUUCGUCACUUUAUGGCAUAGUCUGGGUGUAUAAAAAUCUGUGUCAGAAACAGUUUUUAGGCCUUAAAAUUCAAAUGUUGCUGUUGCUGUCCCUGUGUUGGAGGAAUUGUAGGCCAGAGCUGUUUUGAGCUGCUGUACCAAUGUUGUCAUCACAUCCUCCAUGUUCCCUUCUGUGAUUCAGGACACAGCUGCAGUGCAAAGAUACUUUUCUGGAAAGAGGUUGAAAGAGUUAUGCUAAGUUGAUUUGAAAUAGAUUUGGAUCAUUAUCCAGCAGCCAUUUAAAGCAACUUUCAAAACUUGUGUUUCACAAACAUCCGAUUGUCAUUUGUAAGACAUGUUUGUGAUGCUGUUGACUCGUUUUGGCUUGGGCCCCCGGGCUGCCAUCAAUCCGUGUGCUGGACAGGCAAACACAGCACGGUGUGAGAUUCCUGCUGCCUCAAACUCCUCCUCCUCCAGGACUUGCAAAUGCCUGUGUCAGUCAUGCUGCAAACCAGGCAUUCAGACAAAGAAGCUAUAUUUCAAUAUGAAAAGCAGUUUUUAAUUAAUUACUUGAAAUGUCCAUGUUUUUGAGAAGUGGAUGUUUGGAUGUAUUUGUAGGUGGCAUCCGUGUGUUUCUCUGAAGGCUUCCAGUCAAUGCCUAUGGCCUCUGCUAUCAAGGGUGACAAUGUUUCUAGGCUGGUGACAUCACAGAGCACUGAAGUACAUGUAAUCACACAGGACUUAGGGGUUGUAUUUGUUUUUUCCAGUGUCUUGAGGAAGUCUUUCUUUUUUUCUUUGGUGAAUAUUUUCUUACGUAGAACAUGUACUGUGAACUGUGUUCAGCCAGGGGAGCAAUACUACUGAAGAGUGUGAGACCUUACUGAAGAAAGCAGCUGUGAGAAGUUCUGCCGUGAAUUUUAUCAUCUCAGUUACAUUUAAUAUAUUCUGGUGAUGUUCAUGUGUGAGAGACAAGUGUUGUGUUUCACCCUAGAACUGGCAUUCAUGUAAAUUACAUGCUGAGUUACACAUUUUUAAAUGGCUUUAAUAUUUUAGUUUUGAAGCUCAUUGAAGAUUCUGCUUUUGGUUAAAUAACCACUGUCAAGUACUCCUUAUUUUAAUCUCUACUGCUGGAAAGGUUCUUCAACAGUUUAAAAACCUACAUCUUCUCACUGGUGUCAGCAUUACCUUUUUCCCAAGGGUUCCAUGGACCAGCAUGGAUCAAAUCUCCAUUACUCCACAUUGCACUUUCUAAGCCAAGUCUCUUUGACUGCACUGUCACACUGACCAAGUAGCUGCAGAGGGGGUGGAGAGGCUGAAGCUCCCUCUGACUUCAGAUCCCACAGAGGGAACAUGAAAACAUUUUGGGAGUGAGCUCACCCAUAUUUAUAGAGCCUUCUCAGCCAGAGAAGGGCAAGGAGGGAAGAAGGACCUUUCAUUUCAAACCCAGAGGCUUCAAGCAAAGGCAGGGCAGGGCCAGUUUUGUCAUAGAUAGUGUUUGGCAUGGCUCCAUUUCUAUGAACUGGAUGUUAAAAUCUGUGUUUGGAGUUGUUUAUGGGGCUCAUAACGCAGGAAUACGCACACUGCCACAGCAGGAAGCUGAUUUCACUCCCUGGUAAAGGCAAAGGAAAUAAUUAUUCAUUGUAAAUGCGCUGAAGUUUUUGUAGUGUUGCCAGAAGAAUUAACUUGGGGAGCCCCAGCCAAAGCAUCUUUUCCUGUCCUUGGGCCAGCCUGGGAAGCCCCCACACUGGCUUCACCUGCUGAGGUCUCCCAAGGGCUUUUCCUUGGAUGUGCAAAUUAUCUUUCUAGCCCCAGCACUGCUCAGUGCAGAGCGGGUGAUGGUUUAUUUCUUCAUCUGUCCCUUACUUUAUCUUUUCAUACAGAAAUGAUUUUUUUUGCCACAAUUAAAGAAGUACAAUACUGUGUGGUUCAUGUGAGAGCAGAGAAGCUUUAACUUUCACCCCUCAGAAAGGCUCAGUGUGGGUUUGGCCCUGUUGGGUUAUUCCAUGAGUCCAGUGAGAUCUAUGCUGUUUGUGGACAGCAAUUUCAGACUCCAGAAGCAAUAAUUUCUUAGUUUCUCUUGGCUUCUCUUCCUGCUAGUCUGAUGACUUUCAUAGAGAUUUAUUGCCUAAAUAGCCUUUUAAUAACACAAAUAUGGUGUUUUGCUGGGGCUGGCUGUGAGUUGUUGUGGAAAGAUAGAGGUUGUUCAUCAUCAGGAGUGAGGAGGCCAGUAAAUCCAGCAGAGGCUUGUGCUCUUGAAACACACAGUGUCCUUUUCCCCUUUCAUUUGGAGCCUUUUUCUAGGCUCUGAAAUAUUCCCAGCACAUCAAUGCUAAUGGUGGCACUCAGACCCAAGGAUGGAACAGGCUGCAUGAGGUUUUCUUCAUAGGCAAGGACUGAGUCUUUCUUAUCCCUCUCCCACCUGAUCUGAACCCCACAGCACUUGGAAGGACAGCAGCAACCACGGUGCUUUUUGCCAGGUACCUCAUUAAACCCUUGCUUCCAUUGUUAAGAACGUGUCCCCUGCCCUUGGUCCGGGGUGAGCUUGGCUUCCUCCAGUAUCCACCAUGAAAAGCAGGAUUUUCCUGGCUGCCAGAUCUCACAGCCAUGCAGGUUGAGGUCACAUCUAUGAAUAAAGGUAGAGAAAGUCAGACUUUGUUCCUGGGAGAGCUGGGACAUCUGGGCAGGAGUGAAGUGCAGGAAGCAGGUGCUGAGAUUUGGGGCUUUUUAGGGAUGUGUGUGUGUCUGUACCUCUGUGUUUUUGUACAUUUCCAGACACACACUGCUCGGGCCAAAAUACCUUUGGUGGUUGUGUGUUGCUGUCACUGUACAUCCACUAUGUUUUCAACUGAGUUCUUCCAGGUUUCCCUCAUCCUAGUCCAAUGCAAGACAAGCUCAGCUAUAAACAUGUAUCCUAUUUAAAUGAACAAAUGAACUCCUGCAUGAUAUUCCAAGCACAUGUAGCAGCUUCGGCAUCUGAAGUGUCUGUCGUGAAAGAGAAGUUGGUUUUCUUUGCAGCUGUUUUGUCCUCGUUUCCUUUGAAUAGGCCAAAUAAAUGUAAUGGACACCAAAUAUUGCACAGAAAUGUUAUUGAUGACUGUGUGGAAGAAAUACCAAAUUUUAUUUUUCUUUGCAGAAACUUUAUGGUUCCAGAGAGUCCUUUAUCUGUUUUCCUUCCUUAAAUGACAACGCUGAACGUUUGUAAAGCAUGUCACAAAAUGGUCAUUUGGAAAAAGUGGAAUUACCCAAAGUUUUCUCCUUGUCAUGUUGCAUCCAAAGGAGCUGCAGCAUCUCAAACACCAACUGGGGUUUGAAUUUGAGGCUCAGCAGUUCAGAAACUGCCUUAGAAAAUAAAAGGCUCAAUUCCUUUUCCUGGCAUGGCACUUGCACACAGUGAUCUGCUCAUUAAGGAGUUCCAGGUUUUCCUUUUGUUUAAAUUAAAAUCACCUUCUUCAAUUUCCAAAUUGGAAAACCAGUUUGGUUUGGUUCCUCAACCUGAGCAGCUUCACCUGAAUUUCCACCUCAGCUUCCCUUGCCCCUGGGAGUACAAGGGGUGCCCAGGACGGAAAAAUACAUCCCCACCUAAAGAGAGUAUCUGCUGUAAUUAAAGGGCUUUUGAUGCCCUUGCAACCUGAUAAAAUUUUAAGGAAAAUGCAGAGCAUAGUUCAAUUUGACCUGCUCUGGCACAUUUAUUCUUAAAUUUGGAAGUUUGGGGUGAAGCUCUGGGAGCAUUUAUUCAAACUCAGUGUCACCUUAUUUACUGUGCACCUACUCAGACCUUAGCGACAGCCAAAUUGUAAUAAAUUACCCCACAAUCCAGAUUUUUCUCUCAACAAAUUAGCAGUUCCCAAUGUGAAUUUAUUUUGUCUGAUGUAACAUGAACACUAAGCCCUUUUAAGUAGCCAAAUGACCAGCUUAUUCUAAAUGCCUCGUAUUACUAGAAAGCUGCAUAUAGGCAUCUCAUAGCGGGGAAAAAAUUAAAAAAAAAAGAAAAAAAAGAAAAAGAAUAUUUAGUUCCUUUGUGAACUGGCCAUAUGACAACUACUUUUUUAUCAACUUAUUAAGUUGGGGCACUAUAAUAGCUCUUGCUGAGUUUAGCAAUGUUUAUAAGCAUGUGUUAAACACAUAAUGUUGUUUUAUGAGGAAAAAGGGAUAAAGAAAAGUGAUGUCACAGAUGAAUGUUUGAGUGCGUAGACGGCAUAAUGUAUGUAUGAUUUUUAUUUCUACACUGUUGAGCUUAUUUUCUGUUUAAAGGUUAAAAAAUUGUUGCAUGAGAACUGUUUUAUUGUGUUCUGCACUUUCUGUUCUUUUUGUAUAAUCUUGAUUUUUUUUUUCAUUUAUGCAUAGAAAAGAAAAAAAAUCAGUUUAGAAAUAUUCUACUCCACGAGACAUUGUGUUCCAAUCUGUUGUUCCGAAGUUCAAUCUUAAUAAACAUUUCAGUAAGA
Lonchura striata (white-rumped munia) is the source of this 8731-nucleotide messenger RNA. It is a transcript of the gene SLC45A4, whose product is annotated as solute carrier family 45 member 4. The record is from RefSeq and is a predicted model, not a curated record. Gene Ontology annotation, molecular function: sucrose:proton symporter activity. Gene Ontology annotation, biological process: transmembrane transport. Lineage: Eukaryota; Metazoa; Chordata; Aves; Passeriformes; Estrildidae. Gene Ontology annotation, cellular component: membrane.